Messenger RNA from Chenopodium quinoa (quinoa), 1352 nucleotides. Its product is annotated as protein trichome birefringence-like 40. NCBI's taxonomy places the organism in Eukaryota, Viridiplantae, Streptophyta, Magnoliopsida, Caryophyllales, Amaranthaceae. The record is from RefSeq and is a predicted model, not a curated record. Bases 9 to 1334 code for a protein of 441 amino acids. The transcript has 4 exons. Gene Ontology annotation, molecular function: O-acetyltransferase activity. Gene Ontology annotation, cellular component: Golgi apparatus.
UUUCUGUUAUGGAGCAAAAACCCUCCAUUGUUGAGAAAUGGAAACCCUUCUUACUAGGAUUCUUACUCGGAUUCCUCGUCUUCGUCUUCUAUCUUGACAAAGUACAUCAAGAUAUAAAUUUUCUAGCUGCUAAAAAAGCUAUGGUAGAUUUAGUACCUUUUCAAUUACUAAAUAAUCCAUCUACUAGUGUUAUUAUAAAGCCUUUGAAACCAUCUACUUCCAUUGUUAAUCCAUCUACUAAUGUUACUAUAAAGCCUUUAAAAGCUUCUACUUCCAUUGCUGACAACAUUGAGAAAUCGACGAAAAAAGAAAGAAGGAAGUGCAAUAUGUUUGAGGGGAAAUGGGUCUAUAAGGCAGAGGAAGGUCCUCGCUACGAUUCAUUCAAAUGUCCAUUUAUUAACGAGAAGUUUAGCUGCCAAGCUAACGGGAGGCUUGAUUCUAAGUAUGAGAAGUGGAGAUGGGAAGCUCGAGAUUGUGAUAUACCAGUGUUUAAUGGAACCAAGAUGCUAGAAAGGCUGAGGAACAAGAGGAUGAUACUCGUAGGGGAUUCGCUGAAUCGAAAUAUGUGGGAGUCUCUUGCUUGCCUUCUCUUCACUUCAGAUCCUUCAUACAUAGCCAAAGCCGACGAACACCGACGCUACACAAACACCUGGAAAGCUAAGGAAUAUAACUUCACUCUAGAAUUUUAUUGGAGUGCAUUUUUGGUUGACAUUAACAAAAACCAUGAAAGUGGUAAAAAGGUACUAAUCCUUGACAAGCUUUCAGAAAAUUUUGAGAGGUGCAAAGGAGCAGAUAUUAUGGUAUUCAACUCAGGCCAUUGGUGGGAACCAAAAGGAAAAUCAAGAGCGUGGGAGGUGUUCGAGUACAAGGGAAAAUUGAAAAAGAAAAUGCCAAUUGAAUUAGCAUAUGAACGAGGCUUGAAAACGUGGGCAACAUGGAUAAAGAAAAACGUUGAUCCAAACAAAACAACUGUGUUCUUCAAUGGAUAUUCACCCGUGCACCGACUUAGAAAACAUGAUCAAUGGUGCUUUAAUAAAACACAGCCUAUAAGGGAUGAUUCCUUUGUGUCGGGCUUCCCAAAAUCCAUGGUAGACGCCGUUGAGGGAGUUAUAAAAGGGAUGAGUAAACCUCAAGUGAAAUACUUGAACACUACCAAGCUUUCGGAACAUCGAAUUGACGCUCAUCCAUCUUUGUACAUUACUAAAGAUGAGAAAAAUAGCAAUAGUUAUGCUGAUUGUAGUCAUUGGUGCCUUCCUGGUGUUCCAGAUACUUGGAAUAGGUUAUUAUAUGCUUCUCUUUUAUUUGAUAUAUUAGAAAAAAGUCCAAGCAACUAAAAAACAAUUUUAUUUCAA